Messenger RNA from Daphnia magna, 4617 nucleotides. Its product is annotated as titin. The record is from RefSeq and is a predicted model, not a curated record. The transcript has 4 exons. Lineage: Eukaryota; Metazoa; Arthropoda; Branchiopoda; Diplostraca; Daphniidae. Bases 254 to 4147 code for a protein of 1297 amino acids.
UGGCGACUUCAUUAACCAACCAGCCACUGACUGCGUUAGUAACGCGGCUCGUUCGCUCUCUUCUCCUCUCUUGUCCUAUCUCUUCUCCUUUUCGUGAUCUUGCUUUAUUUCGGACUGCUUUCCCACGUUUCGUCCACUGGUGAUUCUCCGUUCGCCGUCCUGUGAGUUUCAGUUUUCUCGUGAGGAAGCGCCUGAUCUUGAAAAUUCGCAUUUGCAGUUAAACGGGGCAUCAGUCACGAUUUAAAAAAAAAAUAUGGGGGGAUUGAAGUGCUGCUUAUUACUCGCAGCGAUGACUCUGUCGUUGGUCAAAGCCGAUGAAGGAUGGAAACGACUGAUGGACUUCAAUACAGCCCAGGAGCAUCGAUCUGCUCAGUGGGCCAGGAGUAGCAAUCAUGCCGGUGGCAAUCGAGUGCCUUUUGCUCCGGAAGACAUCGCAAUGCCGCCACCAUGGCUCCUGCCCAAUCAACAGCCUCAAGUGGCUUUCCCCGUUGCCCAGGCACAAGUAAGAAGCUUCUUCGACGAAGAAGUGGUAGAAUGGCCGCCCCGAUCAGCUAAAAAAUCGAGCCAGACGCAAUACGUACCGGAACCGUCGCAGCAUCCGCAACCGCCGCCGCAGAUCAUUCACACGACACUUCAGCCGCCUAGACGACAGUGGACGGAAACGUCUAUUCGUCCAGUACAGCACAUUCGAUUUGAAGCUGAUCGUCAAUCAACGUCCCAGCGACCCCAAGCGGAGAAGAAAGCGGCCCCUGCUGUUAAACAGCGCGAUCCAGCAGCUGUCACUCAGCAUGUUGUCGACCUGAAAAAAAUUCCGCCACCGGUGGUUGCUGUCGAUCUCAAAGAGCCGUACCGUGCAGUUGGUGAACCGAAGCCGGAGCCACAUCAACGUCAGAACAAACAGCAACAAACGGCCAGUAGAAAAUCCGCUAUUUCUUAUGACUCAAGUGAAUACGAUUACGAAGAAGAUGCAACUGCCGUUGCCGCCGGUCAUCAAGACAAACAAAUCAUCCACUCCAAAAUGGACGAAUCGGAAGGAGAUCAGAGUUUCUACGACGAGUCGUCGUCUUUGACAGCCGUGGAUGCCACGAUGUCUGUCGGCGGAGGUCAGGACGAUUUCUACGCGAAAGCUGCGCCUCCGCCGCAACGUCGCCAGCAGUUCGUCCAGCAGUUCCAUCAACCUGAAUCGCGUCGUCAGCCACAGGUGGCCAGCACCGAAGAGACGGAUGUGGAACAGCACCAAGCGUUUGAUUAUGGUAAAACGAUUUUCCGCACGCAAGUUGGUUCGGGCCAAGCCAGCCGGCAACAUCCGCACACGGUCGAAUACGAGCAGGUCCAACAGCGGGAAAACGGAAGGCCGUCGACUUACGUUGACGAAACAGCGGAGACGCAACGACACCAGCCAGCCAAAGCGAAACAAGGCCAGCCAGGUGUGCGGAAGCAGCAGCUAGCCGGCCAUAGACAGCAGCAGCAGCCAUUAGAGCGGAACACAUCGCCAACAGAAGCGCCCGUUUUCGAAGCCGAACGACCUAGUUUCUUUUCGACAAACCUGCAGGCCUCGCCCAACCAGCGACAGUUCCAGGUCGGCCAGCAACACCAUCAGCGACAGCAGUUGGCGCCUCAACAACAAGCUGGUGAAUGGCCAGCACGCCAUCCGGCGCCGGAAUCGAAUCGGAAAACUAAACCGAGGACCCCUUACCGUCCCGAAGAGCAACAAUCAUCCGAGAAAUUCGUUAACGUGCCAAAAUACAAGCCCGGCAGCAAUCCGGCCGUUGCGCCAGUGCAACGAUAUCAGGAGGAGCCGGAAGAGUUCCAGCGUGAUCAUCAGUCUGAUCCGUAUCACCAUCAGCAACAAGCCUACAGGCCGGAAGAAGAUGGUACGAAUUACGGUCAACCCGAAGAACAUCACAGGCCGGAAGAAAAUCAUAGACCGGAAGAACAUUACAGACCGAAAGAUCAUCACCGACCGAAGGAACAACACCAUCAACCGAUCUACGACAAUCAAGAAGUUCAGCACGGCAAAAAGAAUCACGUGCGUCAACGUCGUCCUCCCAUCGAGUCCCGGCCUGCCCCGGAAUCUGAGCCGACCCAGAGCAAUCCUUGGCAAACACAGCAAAGCCAAGCGGAAGCCAAUGCCUACGAUCCUUAUGAAGAACAAAGACAAGAGCCUCACAGAGAACAGCAUCACGAAUCAGAACAACAGCACGAACAGCAUCAACCACAGGCACAUCAGCCGGAAGAACCCCCGUCGGUUGCGCCCAUUCCGGGACGGCGGCCACCUGGCGGUCGACCCUCGUUCCAAUCCGAGGAACAGUUCAAUGGAUCUGACAAUGAUGGAAAAGGAAAUAGCGACACUGAUUUCGAGGAUUCGCCACCUUUCGUCGCACCUGCACAUAAAAGACCUCAACAUCCUUCGGCCAACAGGCCGCGACCUCAUCGCCCUCUGCCUCCGCCCCAACGACCCAGGGAUGCGUCAAUCGUCACCCAGGGCCUCAACACAUUGAAGAGUCUCGUCGGACUUCAGUCAACGCAACAACGGCUCAGGCCACAUCAUUCUGACGCACGUCGGCCUGAAAGGCAUCGACAACGACCUGGCGGAAGGAGGCCACCCCACCAUCCGGCCGGAAAUUCUUUUGAUAACGGAGGAGAAAUAGGCCGAGUGGACCAAUUGGAUGUCGGCGGGGAUGAAUUCGAUGCCACUGAUUUGAGCAACGCGCCAGUUCAAGCCCGUCACAACGUUCAACCAAUCAAAGAAGAGCCCAUGGAACAUCGCAGCGAUCCCGAUGAUGAAAUUCACGAUUUCCUUCCACCCGUUAUGUCGUCGACGGAGAGUUCCGUGCGCAUCACAGCGCCACCUGCCCGUGUGACCGAAGCACCUGAGCUACCUGUUCCAGUAUCUAGCACGGCAACGCCGGAAGAACCUAAGAGUACACUUUUCCCUCCGUUCAACAAGCGUGUCCGUCCUCAGCCGCCAUCACCUGCUCAGACGGAGAGUAAAACUAAUGCGGGCAAAGAUAGUUCGGCCGGUCAGUUGAGGAUCACUUCGUACAAGCAGCGCAUCGAAGCCAUGAAGGAGCGGGCCAAACUUCGAGAACAACUAGCCCAAUCGAAAAAAGAUAGUGAAUCGACUGCCGAUAUUUUAGCGGAGCCAGUCGUUCCAGUUUCAGUGGCCAGCACGUCAACAACGACGGCUAGACCAUCAACAACACGGGCUAAAAUACCACCGAGGAUGCCUGUUAGGAGGCCUGUCACUGCCUCCCCUUCAACGUCUACCAGCAGCACGACCGAGAGUGUUCCAGUAUCGGUAGAGAAGAGCCAAGACACGAAAGAAUCGAGUUACGAGCAGUACAAAAGACGUUUCAAACCAAAGGCUUCGUCCAAUCGACCGGUCAAAGAAGAAGAGCCGGCUGCCCCACCAGCUGAGGUAGCCCCUGCUGAUGUCCAGGAAGAGGAGCCUUCUGGCCGGAAGAAUCUCUUCGGCAAGAUGCCCGGCAGUCCUUUCGUUCGAAGAAGGAUGCAGCAGAAGCAGCAACGAGAAGAGGAAGAACGGCUUUUAGCCGAAGAGAGUCCCAAACCUGUUGUUAAAGAGGAGGUGGUCGAGAUGCCCAGUGUUCCACCUCGACCUAACAAGAGAAUAAGACCCGGACAAUUUGCUCGUACCACAACAGUGGCACCGAUCAUCGAACCGUCAUUGGAUGAUGAUGAAGAGUCUGGUUCAGUCCUGGCAUCACCUGACCAGUGGCCACCCACUUCGGGGCCACAGAUUUCCAUCAAAACAGAGACUUCCAGCAUGCCAAAAGCUGAGGAAGAGGAGGAAUCCGCAAAGAUUGAGCUUGUCAGCGUAGCUUCCGUCGAGGCAGAUAAAGACAUCGAGAAUCCCAAAGCGCAGCCGAUUGAGGAGGAACAGGAUUACCCAACACAUCAGCAACAAAGUUAUGCAUUCGAAUCAGCCGGUCAGCCUUUCCUGGACAAGCCGGACUUGUCCAGUGAACGUGUAGAUAGCAACGUCGAAGAGAAAGAAGAUAAGGAACCCGUCCCGGUUCAAGAGAAGCCGCGUCAUUCGUUCUUCACCAUGGCAACGAACGAUCCCAUUUUGCCUAUUGAAGAGUUGCUCAACAUCCGCGUGAGGGACAAUGGCAAAGACAUGUGAUCACUGAACGAUUGAAAUUUGCGCACGUAUCGCACACAAACAAAACAACAACCAAAAAUGGACGGUCCGUUUUGUGUGUGUGUGUGUUUCCAACUCCUUCGUUCCAGCUGGCUCCAGCCUAUUCCGCUUGUCCACUACCUGCGACCUUAAACUCUUUCCUGGCCAAUCAGCAAUGCUCCCCCCUUUUUUGUUUGUUUUCCGUAUUACGCAUCGGUUUGUUCUCCAGCAACAAACUUGAAUUUCUUUGUUCUAUUAUUGGUUGAUGUCUUUUGUAAAUAAAACACACUUGAUUAUGCUCUAUUUUGUGAAUCGGUUUCACACCACACACACAAAGAAAACAACAACAACAAAAAACAUUUCUGCUUGUUUGUGUGUCUUUCUUUUUUUUUAUCCUGUUCUUUUUUUGUGUGUGUGUGUGUGUGUACCAUUUGUGUCAAUUGUAACGAAACAACAGGUUAUGUUCUGGGUGA